Molecule: messenger RNA, 714 nt
Organism: Hipposideros armiger (great roundleaf bat)
Lineage: Eukaryota; Metazoa; Chordata; Mammalia; Chiroptera; Hipposideridae
Product: nucleoside diphosphate kinase B
Exons: 5
Coding region: 117-575 (152 amino acids)
Biological process (GO): UTP biosynthetic process; CTP biosynthetic process; GTP biosynthetic process
Molecular function (GO): nucleoside diphosphate kinase activity
Source: RefSeq, a predicted model, not a curated record
GGUGUGGCCGCCGCGCGCCCCUCCUCCGCGGGCGACUCCCGGCUCCCGGUGGUCGCUGCAGGUCUCGGUUCCCGUCCCGCCGCGCAGCCACUGCCCGCCCGCCAGCUCCUCGGACCAUGGCCAACACCGAGCGCACCUUCAUCGCCAUCAAGCCGGACGGCGUGCAGCGCGGCCUGGUGGGCGACAUCGUCAAGCGCUUCGAGCAGAAGGGGUUCCGCCUUGUGGCCAUGAAGUUCCUUCGGGCCUCCGAGGACCUCCUGAAGCAGCACUAUAUUGACCUCAAAGACCGGCCAUUCUACCCGGGGCUGGUGAAGUACAUGAACUCAGGGCCUGUUGUGGCCAUGGUCUGGGAGGGGCUGAAUGUGGUGAAGACAGGGAGAAUGAUGCUUGGGGAGACCAAUCCAGCAGAUUCUAAGCCGGGCACCAUUCGUGGGGACUUUUGCAUUCAAGUUGGCAGGAACAUCAUUCACGGUAGUGAUUCAGUAAAAAGUGCUGAGAGAGAAAUCAGCCUAUGGUUUAAGCCCGAAGAAUUGGUUGACUACAAGUCUUGUGCUUUUGACUGGAUCUAUGAAUAAGAGGUGGACAAAAAGCACCAGUCCCCUUCAACACCGCCUGGAUGUGUCCCUGGACACGGCUGUUCAUUCCACUGAUUGGAAGCAGAAUCCGUCUUUUCUAAAGCGUAUUUACCAAUAAAGCCUUUGGAAAGUGGGUGCA